Molecule: messenger RNA, 6761 nt
Organism: Labrus mixtus (cuckoo wrasse)
Lineage: Eukaryota; Metazoa; Chordata; Actinopteri; Labriformes; Labridae
Product: IQ motif and SEC7 domain-containing protein 1-like
Exons: 16
Biological process (GO): actin cytoskeleton organization; regulation of ARF protein signal transduction
Molecular function (GO): protein binding; guanyl-nucleotide exchange factor activity
Source: RefSeq, a predicted model, not a curated record
UGUGGAGGGAGACCCACAGUGUCCGGAGGCGCUCACUUUUUCAGACUCGUCCUUCGGUCAUCAGCCUGCCUUCCAUCGCUAUAGCAACAGCCCUCUCUCCAGCCCCUGCGACCCCUACGGCUCCACCUCCAGCAGCGGGCCCCUGGGAGCCUCCCACACACACACACAGGGCAGCUCUCCCAUCUCUCCCCCCAGCCCGGCGAGCCUCGCCUGGGCUCAACGCAGCCGUCACCAGCCGGCCAGCCUGGCGCUCCGCAAGCAAGAGGAGGAGGAGAGCAAACGCUGCAAGGCUCUAUCUGACAGCUAUGAGCUCUCUACAGACCUCCAGGACAAGAAGGUGGAGAUGCUGGAGAGGAAGUACGGAGGCCAGUUUGUGUCCCGGCGGGCGGCGAGGACGAUCCAGACGGCGUUCAGACAAUAUCGCAUGAACAAGAACUUUGAGCGUCUACGAAGCUCCGCCUCCGAGAGCAGGAUGACCCGCCGCAUCAUCCUGUCCAAUAUGAGGAUGCAGUACUCGUUUGAUGAGCGUCAGCCGCAGGGUCAGGGGUCAGCAGGUCAGCAGGGCUCAGAUGACACAGGUGACAUGGAUGACUCGUUUUCCAAACAGGUGAAGUCCUUGGCUGACUCCAUGGACGACUCCCUGACCUGUCAGUCAGGCCGUGAAGACUCUCAGGAAGCGGGAGGAGAGGGAGAGGAGGAAGAGGAGGAGGAAGAGGAGGAGGGAGAUGAAGAGGAGGAGGAGGAAGGAGAGGAGGAUGAAGAGGAAGACGAGGAGGAGGAUUACAGAGAGUGUGCAUGGAGAAACACUAAUGCAUCUUCAAGACGCCUGGGGGGCCGGGUGGGAGGAGUGGGAGGAGGUAUCGCCAUGCACGAAGACAGCACCGCCACGUCCUUCAGUGAUGUCACACUCUACAUGGACGAAAGCUGCCUCCCCUCCUCGCCGCUGUCCCGCCCCGCCUCCAGCUCCGACACAGAGUACUGGGGAGGAGGAGGGGGAGGGGGAGGAGGGAGGGAGGACAGCAGAGAAACGGAGGGAGGUAGCAGCAACAGCCGGAGGAGCAGCACCCCUUGCACAGAGUGUCGAGGGGAGUACAGGGGGAGAGCAGGAGGGGGAGGGGGGGGAGGAGGAGGUCACCUUCCUGUCCUGACCAUUGAACCACCAAGUGACAGCUCAGUGGACAUGAGUGACAGGUCGGAGCGAGGCUCCAUCGGGCGCCUGGUGUACGAACAGGAGCCGUCAGGAGUCGACAGAGGGGGGGGGGAAAGGGAGAGGAGGGGAGGAGGCGGAGAAGGAGAGAGUGGGGAGGAUGAGCGAGGAGGAGGAGGUGGAGGAAGCAGCGAAGCAGAUUCUCCGCAGGGUACCAUCAAACACAAACCAAACGGCCGCUCGGUCGCCACGGCGCAGGGUCAGACCCGCUCCCCCGCCAACGUCCCCCUGCCGAUGCCUUCAGCCCGGACCCUGCCCUCUCACCCUCUGCCUCACCCGCUCCAACACACCCACUCACACCCCCACCCCCACCCUCACCCUCCACCCAUCCCCCACCUCCCCACCGUCCUUCACCACCACCCGCAGUACAGCCAGCCGCACAUCAUGCACAUGCACCAUAUGCAUGGCGCCGGCAGCGGUGGUCCUUACAUGCAGCACGCUCACCACUUUUCCCAGCAACACUACCACCACCUGCACCAUCAACACCACCACCAUGCCUACCCAGAACCCCCCUCCUCCCCUGUACCUCCUCUCACCCCUCUCUCCCCCCUCCCUCCCCCCCUCACGCCUUCCCCGCUCUCCUCCUCCUCGGCAAUGCAGAACAUGGACGCUCAGCAUCACGCCCACCACCCCCCCCACCUCCUCCACCACCACCUGCUGUGCUCGGAUGGUGACAACGAGAGCGUCAACUCCACCACCACCAACUCCAACGACGACACCACCGUCAACAACUGCAGCUCGGGCUCCUCGUCGCGGGACAGCCUGCGGGAGCCAAUAGGAGGAGCCACGCUGGGGAAGCAGACCUAUCAGAGGGAGAGCCGCCACAGCUGGGACUCCCCCGCCUUCAACAACGACGUGGUGCAGCGGCGCCAAUAUCGCAUCGGACUCAACCUGUUCAACAAGAAGCCGGAGAAGGGGAUCCAGUACCUGAUCGAGAGGGGCUUUGUGUCAGACACACCUGUGGGCAUCGCACGCUUCAUCCUGGAGAGGAAAGGGCUGAGCCGACAGAUGAUCGGAGAGUUCCUGGGCAGCCGGCAGCAGUUCAACAAGGACGUCCUCGACUGUGUUCUGGAUGAGAUGGAUUUCUCAGGGAUGGAUCUGGAUGACGCUCUGAGGAAGUUUCAGGCUCAGAUCAAAGUUCAGGGUGAAGCUCAGCGGGUGGAGCGGCUGGUGGAGGCCUUCAGUCAGCGGUACUGUGUGUGUAACCCGGUGCUGAUCCGGCAGUUCCAGAAUCCAGACACCAUCUUCAUCCUGGCGUUCGCCAUAAUCCUCCUCAACACGGACAUGUACAGCCCCAACGUGAAGCCCGAGAGGAAGAUGAAGCUGGAGGACUUCAUCAAGAACCUGCGCGGCGUCGAUAACGGUCAGGACAUCCCUCGGGACCUGCUGGUGGCGAUCUACGGAAGGAUCCAGAAAUGGGAGCUGAGGACCAACGACGACCACGUGUCUCAGGUCCAGGCGGUGGAGAGGAUGGUGGUCGGGAAGAAGCCGGUGCUCUCUCUGCCUCAUCGCAGGUUGGUGUGUUGCUGUCAGCUGUUUGAGGUUCCCGAUCCAAACCGAGCUCAGCGGAGCGGCGUCCAUCAAAGAGAAGUCUUCCUGUUCAACGACCUGCUCAUGGUGACGAAGAUUUUCCAGAAGAAGAAGACGUCGGUGACGUACAAUUUCAGACAAUCAUUCCCUCUGUUGGACAUGCAGGUUCACACCUUCCAGAACACCUACUACCCUCACGGUAUCAGACUGACCACGGCGAACCCUGGAGGAGAGAGAAAGGUUCUGAUCGUGUUCACAGCGCCAAGUCAGCAGGACCGAGCUCGCUUCACCUCUGACCUCCGAGAGAGCAUCGCUGAGGUCCAGGACAUGGAGAAGUACAGGGUGGAGGCCGAGCUGGAGAAACAGAAAGGUGUGAUGCGUCCCGGUGUGUUGACGGGGGGAGGACCAGGAGGAGGGGGGGCGCAGGGAGGCAUGGCCAACACCGGCGGCGGCCCCAUGAAGGGCGAGGUGAUGAACGGCAUUCUGGGUAGACCGAGCCUGGAUGACACUUACGCCUCUGUGGACGGACUCAAACGCACAGCACUCAGCUCCUCACUGCGAGACCUCUCAGAAACAGGGAAGCGAGGUCGUAGGAACAGUGUGGGGUCAUUGGACAGUACCAUUGAAGGUUCCAUCAUUAGCAGCCCCCGGCCUCACCAGCAGCGCCCCCUGCCUGCUGGAGGUCUCUACAGCCCUAUGAUGGUCCCUUCCUCUCCAGCAGCUUACCGGCCACACCGCCCUACUCAGAGCCCCGGUACAGGGGUGGGGGGUGGGCCGGGGCUCUGUCACAACCAGGGGGGGGUCGCGCCCUCCCCACUCGUGAGCGUGGGAGGGGUUGGGGGAGGAGGCGUGAUGGCGGUUGGGGGAGGAGCGACUGGCAGCAACCGGCUGGGGAACUUCUUCGGCAGCCGGAGAGGGAAAGUUCCUGGUCCCCUGACGAUGACGUCCCCGACUCCACAGGGUCCUCCGAGUCCCCUGAUGAUAUCAUCACCCCCCCAUUACCCCGCCCCCGCGCCGCCCAUCGCCCACCCAUCCUCCCCUUCCCCAUGCCCCUCCCCAUCGCCCAACCUCGCUCAGUUGGACUCGGGAGGAGUUGGAGGGGGAGGAAGUUCGGUAGGGGGGCCGUCCAAGCUCCAGGCAUUGCACGCUCAGUAUUGCCACGGCAACAGUGGAGGAGGAGGAGUCAAUGUUACUGGGCACCAGCAGCAGCAGACUCCGCCCCCGCCUUACCACCACCAUCAUCGUUACCACGUGCAGAGCGUCCCGCAGCACCACGCCCUUUCGCACAGGUUCUCAGCCCCGCGGCGGCAGGGUCCGCCUGGCUGCGCUCCCUCUCAUACCCAGAGGAUGCAACAUGGCGGCGCCCAGCACCCCCGCUACAACAUGGCGUCGGGUUUCAUCACGCCACCGCCGCUCUCCCCACAUUCCCCCAUCACUCCCACUACCCCGCACGGACUCUACCACUCGCAUCCGGGGGUGGGACGGCCGGGUGGAGGCGGCAAGCUCCCGCUGACCAUCUCGCACUCCACGCCCCAUCCGCACGCUCACACACACUCUCACAACCACGGCGUGCACACACACUCCCCACUCAGCCCCUCCCCCUCCGCCUCCCAAUCCACCCACUUCAUCUUCGCCACCCCGCCGCCUCAGACGCCCUCGGCACGCCUCGUCACCCAGACGCCGCCGCAGCCCUACAACCCCCAGUACCCUCCCCUCUCUGCUAUCCCCCCUCCCCCUCCGCAUUCCCCCUUGCCCCCCCCCUCGGCUGGCCCGCUCUCCCUGCACCCAGGAGGAAGUCAAGGGGCGGGUCCAAAAUCAAAGCCUGUCAGCCGGAUCAGCACGGUGGUGUGAGGAGGCAGAAGACGAGGGCGAUCGUCCGUCACCCUGCAACGAGCCACCGGGGGGCGGUAGUGGUGAGAGGGGGCAGGAGGGGGGGCAGGAGGGGGGGAGGGGCGAUGCAGAUGUAUCACAACGGCCACCUGGUGAGGAGGAAAGCUCUGAGAGCGGGGAAAAGGAAAUUACUCAGCCUGUGUUAUUUUCACAUCCACUUCCCGGGAAAGUAGAACGACUCUCUCACUGUCAGCGUCUGAGGGGCGACCAAGAACAUCAACCACCGCUGAAACACAUCUCACACGCACUUCAGAGGAGGACUCAGGAAGACAUGUUUGUAGUUCUUCACUGACAGGAGGUGUUCAGGGUUAGGUCAGUUUCUGUGUUGGACUAAUGAGCUGUGCCUCAGAAGGGUUUAGCGCUCUAUGCUAACACUUGAUGUGACAGUUGGAGUUUUUUUAAGAAGAACGAGGAGUCCUUUUUUUUCCAAAAAUCACACUCGUCUUGCACCACUUUGUUUUUGGCACAAAAAGCACUUGUACCGUUGUUUCGGCUGCUGACCAGCCACGAGUUGUUCCCGACGAGCUGAAGUGGUUAGCGUUGAUAUGGUGCGGUCUCGGUGUCUGACACAGGCUUGCAUGAUGAGUGUCAGUGUGUCUAUGCAGGAGGCGGGAUCUGUUGUUACUUAAAGUCCAGCAUUUAUUCGACCAUUCAAAGUGCAUUAGUUACCUUCAACAUGGACAGUAAACUGUUUUUAAACUUAAAAUAAGCCAUCAUAACAAAUAAACAAACUACAGGUGUGUUUACCUUUAGUGUUUGUGGAUUACAGGGUUUCAACAGAGGGGGGAUGGUUGACGUUUUAAAGUUUAUUGUGAUGUGGGAAUGGAUGAAGUACAAACCAUCCUACAGGUGUCCAGGUGUAUCUGAAAGAUCAAAUAUGUCGACUGUACCUGAUGCCCUGUUUCGUACGUGACCCCGGUCGUUGCCAGGAAUGGAGAUUAAGCUGAAAGGUGCCAAACAGGGUGCAUUCUGGGAAACAGAGUCUUUAGUUUUCUCAGCUUGCGAUGAAGCUACAGUAGAUGUUCCUACAGGGUUAUUCAUGGGAACAUGAACGGAUCUGGGUGGGAAAUCAGGAACAAAGCGGCUUUAUUAAAAAUGACCACGAGCGGACGUCUUUGCACAUAUCUAACCCUAACCCGAGACAACAUGGAGAACAUUUUGGUUUUAGGACAUGGUGUUCGUUUUGAUCAGAUCAUCGGUUCACUUUUGAUUAUUUUAAGUUUUGAUGUUUCAUUUUAAUCGAUAGUUUAAGAAAGUAAUCAUGAGAUAUAUAAAGGCUUCGGAUUAGAUUUGACCUCCUCUGAAAGGUGGAUACAAACAGCGCCCCCUGCUCCCCCUCCCUUAAAGAGCCUCUGGGACCUUUCACCUUUAACCUUUGACCUUUAUAUUUUUAACCAUUUAAACACAUCGUAAACCCAUUAGUGUUUUUUAAAUAACGGCCACAUGAACAAAGUCAACUUCAACAUUUCAACAUAAAUCAUUUGAUCAUGUUCUUUCAAACUGCAAACUGAAUGACCAAUGACACAUCUGCAUCUUCACAUACUGUAGAGGUGCUAAGAAUCCAUCAUCAUCUCUAAACUAAAGAAGCCAUCUUUUAUUUCUACUCACUGCGACCACGCUGCUGAUUCUGUUAGCAUCUUAGUGUGUUAGCACCGAGCUAACACACUAAGAUGUAAAUCCUGUGAAAAACUGCGCCCGUCCUGGAGAAUACUGCACCAGACGCCACCGCUGAAACCUUCAUACUAAAGUUACUUUGACAUCCUGUCAGGACAUUUAGGUUUAAGGUUAUAAUUUAAAGGUUUAUUUCUGCAGUAAUUUAAAUAUUCUUUCCUUUUGACGUUGAAAACUCUGAAAGCGCAGCGUGCAUGUGUUAAAAAAUGUCUAUGAAAAGUUGUUGAGUGGCUGCAGUCUUCAUGAGUGUUUGGCUCCUGAAAAAUAAUUUCCCACUCAGUUCUGAGCAUGAUGUUCUCUCUCUGUAGGACAUGAAAUCUUUAAACAUUUCCUUUUAGCUUGGGAGGGGUCAAAGCUGAAUCCAGCUUUCACAUCUUCUGGUGUAAAAACAGAAAAAAAAGGUGCCUUCAGACCGAGCGGGGACCAAUGUAAAGAGAUCAUAAUGUUGGAGAAAGACCACCUG